This is a messenger RNA of Tachysurus vachellii, 3084 nucleotides long. RefSeq names its product cAMP-dependent protein kinase type II-beta regulatory subunit. Bases 346 to 1557 code for a protein of 403 amino acids. The transcript is spliced from 11 exons. Gene Ontology annotation, molecular function: cAMP-dependent protein kinase regulator activity. Lineage: Eukaryota; Metazoa; Chordata; Actinopteri; Siluriformes; Bagridae. The record is from RefSeq and is a predicted model, not a curated record. Gene Ontology annotation, biological process: regulation of protein phosphorylation. Gene Ontology annotation, cellular component: cAMP-dependent protein kinase complex.
GCUGCAGUCUCGCGCACGCAAUCUCUACCCGCCCGGUUGCCAUAGUUACCCGGGUCACAUGCGCGGCUUUCCCGUGGCCAGCGUAAAGAAGAAAAAAAAGAGGAUGCUCUCUGCCAUUUUAAUGAGGACGAAUUAGAUAAAGGAACGCCAUCGAAAACAAAUGGAAAUAGGCGCCAUAUGGGACUGUGAGAGGAGGUCCAUCGAUCGUUCUGUCGACAUUAUUACAGGUUCGUCGGUCGUCGGUUCCGUUGAUUUCAGCUGACGCGAGCGCACACGGACGGAGCUUCAUCACACAAACCCCUGCCUGCAUUUUGCACGUCUUCCACUGGAGCCCUGCUAUCAGGAAUGAGUAUAGAAAUCCCCGAGGGCUUGACGGAGCUUUUACAGAGCUUUACGGUGGAGGUGUUGAGGAAUCAGCCGCGGGAUCUUUUGGAGUUCGCCUUGCAGUAUUUCACCCAGCUGAAGGAGAACGAAGCGCGGGCGGCCGCUUUCGGCAAUGAGCAGCAUCCGGCUGUGCGCGCAGGCAAAGCCGUUAACUUCAUCGAGGAGGCCAUGCAGAUCGACUCAGAGAACGGAGACGACGAGGAUGACGAUGAGGAAUUCGUAGCACCAGUCAUAAACAGAUUCAUAAGGCGACCUUCCGUGUGUGCAGAGGCCUUCAACCCAGAUGAUGAUGAUGAAGACAAGGAGCCCAGGGUGACUUACCCCAAAACAGAUGAACAGAGACAAAGACUACAAGAGGCUUGCAAUGACAUACUCAUUUUUAAAAAUCUUGACCAGGAGCAAAUGUCUCAAGUUCUGGAUGCCAUGUUUGAGAAGACAGUUUCUGCUGGGGAACACAUCAUUGAUCAAGAUGAUGAUGGAGACAACUUCUAUGUCAUUGAAAGAGGGACUUUUGACAUCCUUUUGAAGUCAGAGGGCACCACAAGAACAGUGGGCUCGUAUGACAACCGUGGGAGUUUCGGGGAGCUGGCGCUGAUGUAUAACACUCCGCGCGCUGCCACCAUUGUUGCUACCUCACCUGGUGCCCUGUGGUGCCUAGACCGAUUGACAUUCAGACGGAUCAUUGUAAAAAAUAACGCCAAGAAGAGGAAAAUGUAUGAAGCUUUUAUUGAGACCCUUCCACUGCUCACAUCUUUGGAGGUCUCAGAACGAAUGAAGGUGGUGGAUGUCUUAUCAUCCAGAGUGUACAACAACGGAGAGCAGAUCAUUGCACAAGGUGACAUGGCUGACUGUUUCUACAUUGUAGAGUCAGGUGAGGUUAGAAUCACCAUGAAGAGGAACCGGUUGAAAACAGAUUCCGAGUUUGAGGAGGUGGACAUCGCCACAUGCACUAGAGGGCAGUACUUUGGAGAAUUAGCCCUUGUUACAAACAAGCCAAGGGCCGCUUCUGCAUAUGCUGUGGAUAAUGUCAAGUGCUUAGUAAUGGAUAUCCAGGCAUUUGAGAGGUUACUGGGACCGUGCAUGGACAUCAUGAAACGCAACAUCGCUAACUAUGAAGAGCAGUUGGUCACCCUUUUUGGGAGUCAGAUGGAGAUAGAAGAACCAAGUGUAUAAAAUAAAAAACAAACAAACAAACAAACAAAAACGCUUCAAUGCAACAUAAUGAAAAGAGAAAAUAAUGGUGAGUACAGGUCACUCACCAUUGGUCAUAUGAUCCUAACUUUUGAACAUCAAAGUUAUUGUUUUGCAUCACAAAGUGAAGCUCUGGUGUGUCGGUGAUAGUGAGUUUUACAUGUAGGAGAAACUUAAAAGGUUAUGUAAGGAUUGAAAGGUUUAAUUUUUUUGUUAGUAAAGUGUUUUGUUAUAUUGGGAAUUUACUGUUUAUCCAGCUAUUUAGUAAUGUCAUUAUCUCCACUGCUGUUUUUAUUUAUUUAUUUAUUUAUUUAUUUAUUUAUUAUUAGUUUUUGAGUUUUUUUAGUUUUUUUAUUUUUUUAGUUUAGGCUUUGACAGAAGAAAGACGUUGAAAUCUCCUGCCAUGUAUUCGUCAUGCAUUUCAAAAUCUUGUUUAUGAAUCCUGUACAUUCCAAAUUACAAAAGGCAAUGUUCUUCACGCAUCUUAUUUAUAAUAUCCCAAUAAGUCUUGAUUAAUUAUCUUCACAAAAUGAACAAACACAAACAUGAAUACUGUGUGAGUCUAUAAGGAUGACACAAACCAAAACCUAGUAAUGUGUAUUUAAAACAGGAUGUAUGACAUUCAUAUAUAAACUUGUAAUGGUUUGAUUACUGAAAAGGGACCCAUAAGUGUGUAUGCAGAUUGCAUUUUGCUGUCAGAAUCAUGGAAAAAGUAAAACUGCACAUUAAUUUAUGCUGUACACAGUAGUUUAGAAUUUUAGUUCCCUCAUGAAGAAGAAGAGUCUGUGUAGUAACCCACUGUCUCGAAGGUAACGUAUUUAUUGUACAUAUACAUUGUUUUAAGAUUUAUUUAAUAAUCCCCAGUGUUUCAGAGUGGAAUAAGACAUUUCAUGUUCGUAAGAUAACAUUCUGUUGCCAACUAUUUCUACAGUGUUUAUGCUUUUUGUUAAAAAUAAUAAUAAUUAUUAUUAUUAUCAAAUAAGGUAUGGCAUACUUAUUUAUUUUACUCAGAUAUGCUCAUUUGCCUUUAAAAAAGUUUUACUUCUGAACUGCAAUAUGUGUCCCCAGUUGUAGUCCUGUUAUCCAUUAUUCCAUCCAUUACAGUAUUAUAGUGUCUUUGUUCCACUGGCAAGUAAACACUUUUUGAAUUUUCCUUCCAAUAACGUUGAUGAGAAUUAUUAAUGUUUUCAUAACAAUGUUGCACCAUGACACUGUGUGAGAGUCUACAGCUUCUGUCUCUGAGUAGCCCACCUCAACCGUAUGCUUUCAUUGUAGGAUUUUCUGUUCUUUGUUUUAUACCUUUUAAUACACUCAUUAAAUACUUUAAAUGCUGACCUGUGUUUAUAUUUAUAUCAUUUAUCUGAAUGACCAUGUUCAAAAGUAGCUCUUUGCAUUAUUGCUCUAUUUAAUGACAUUCAUGUAGAAAGGUCUACUCUUAAUGCCAGAGGCACUAGUACUAUUGUGUGUUAUUUCAUUUUCCAUUCAAAUAAAAUACAAUUUUGUAUUAAA